This is a messenger RNA of Candida dubliniensis CD36, 1014 nucleotides long. RefSeq lists its product as uncharacterized. The record is from RefSeq and is a predicted model, not a curated record. The coding region runs from base 1 to 1014 and encodes 337 amino acids. Gene Ontology annotation, molecular function: hydrolase activity, acting on ester bonds. The transcript has a single exon. NCBI's taxonomy places the organism in Eukaryota, Fungi, Ascomycota, Pichiomycetes, Serinales, Debaryomycetaceae. Gene Ontology annotation, biological process: GPI anchor biosynthetic process. Gene Ontology annotation, cellular component: endoplasmic reticulum membrane.
AUGAGGAUACUAUAUUCGUUUGUAAUGCUAUUUGUGGUAGCAUUUGCUUCCCUUGGUGACAAUCUUCCGGAAUUUCAAUCAUGUUUAUACCAAUGUGAUUGUCAUGCCAUUCCUCAAUCGAUCAUUUGGUCCUGUCUAGCCAAUUGUAACUAUUUUUGUCAACAAUUAAUCACCGAUCAACUUGAAUCACUGAAUGUACCAAUGGUUCAAUUUUAUGGUAAAUGGCCAUUUAAAAGAGUGUUGGGAGUGCAAGAGUUUUUCGCCAUGGUUUUUUCAUUAGGUAAUUUGUACGUGAAUUACAAAAAUCUUCGAAUAAUUUAUCGACAAUUUAGAAGAAAUGAAUCGGAAUAUAAAACCAUGUAUGUUCAAUACUUGGUCUUGUUAAUUGUCACUUGUAUUGGGUGGAGUUUUAGUGCUAUUUUCCAUUUCAAAGACACCAAGAUGUCAGAAACUUUGGAUUAUUUUGGUGCAUUUGCGAUCAUCUUGUGUAAUUUAAAUGUUAUUGUGGUGAGAGUUUUCCAAUUAUUCAGACACAAGAAAAAUUUAAUACUAUGGCACAUUGCAUUGGUGGUAUUAUAUUUAUACCAUGUAAUUAGAUUGGAAAGAAAUUGGGAUUAUUCUUACAACACAUUAAUCAACAUUAUUGUUGGAGUUUCAGCCAUGAUAUUAUGGUGUUUCCAUCUGUGGCGCGUUUAUCGUGUUUACAACCAGAAACGCAUAAUAUACAACAAUUCGAUUCAAUUGUUACCGUAUGAAACCAAAUUAUUACAGAAACUCAGUUAUAUUGGUAUGUCACUAUCUAAUUUGAUUCCCUUGAUUCCGAUUUUCAAUAAUGUCAUCUUAUUACUAGGUAUCAGUUUAGAGUUGAACGAUUUCCCACCGAUAGGCAGACUUGUAGAUGCUCAUGCAUUGUGGCACUUGGUUACAAUAUUUCCUAGUAUUAUUUGGUUUGAUUGGAAUGUAUGGGACAUUGAAAUGUUGAAGAUUACUAAUAGUUCAGAGUCAAAAGUGUAA